UAGUUUCUUCUCUCUUUGGGUUCUCUCUCUAGUUUCUUCUCUCUUUGGGUUCUCUCUCUAGUUUCUUCUUUCUCUGUGUCAAUUUAUCUCUCCUCUUUUUGCAUGUAUAUCGACCAGGUGGAGGGGAAAGGAAUUCGAAUAUGAGCAACAUACCGAGCUCUCUUUGUGAAGUUUGCCUAAAGCUGUUCAAACUUGCAAUCUCAGGAGCCGACCCUUGGCCUUUCUCUCUCUACCCCUUCGUCUUCCAAUAACCAAGAGCCAAUAAUUCUCUCUCUAGAUUUGAUGUUCGACGCCUCGAUCCAAGCCGCUAUGGGUGGAGAUAAGCACCACCACCACCUGCACCUCCACCUCCUAAGUUUCCAUCUCCACCAUCAUGGGAAGAAAGAGGAAUCUCUCUCUAGAACGAUUCCGAAGGGUUAUCUGGCUGUUAUGGUGGGGGUGGGUGGUGAACAAGAGCGGUUUGUUAUUCCCGUUGCAUAUUUUAACCACCCGUUAUUUGUCCAGCUCCUUAAAGAGGCCGAAGAUGAGUAUGGGUUUGAACAAAAGGGAACCAUAACAAUACCAUGCCAUGUUGCUGAGUUCAGGUAUGUUCAAGGCUUGAUCGAUAAGGAAAUGGCGCCUCAUACCCAUCAGGUUGGGUGCUUUCGGGCUCUCAAGGCACGCUGAUUCACUUAUUCCUAAACAUCUUGGGCUAUGGUUUAUCUGAUGCUCUCUUGCUUUUGAUGAUCCGAUCUUGAUGAUGACGACAAUUGUAUUCUGUAAUGAAUUUUCCCUGUUUGUUUUCUUCUCUUUUUGAUAAAUUUAUUACGAAUUGUAAAGGAGAGAGAAUGAAUGGAUUUCAAGAUUUUCUAGUCUU
This is a messenger RNA of Amborella trichopoda, 856 nucleotides long. RefSeq names its product auxin-responsive protein SAUR32. Gene Ontology annotation, biological process: response to auxin. The record is from RefSeq and is a predicted model, not a curated record. NCBI's taxonomy places the organism in Eukaryota, Viridiplantae, Streptophyta, Magnoliopsida, Amborellales, Amborellaceae.